Messenger RNA from Drosophila elegans, 836 nucleotides. RefSeq lists its product as uncharacterized. The transcript has 3 exons. The coding region runs from base 101 to 820 and encodes 239 amino acids. The record is from RefSeq and is a predicted model, not a curated record. Gene Ontology annotation, molecular function: nucleic acid binding. NCBI's taxonomy places the organism in Eukaryota, Metazoa, Arthropoda, Insecta, Diptera, Drosophilidae.
UGAAUGUCGAAAUCCGAGUCUAGAUUGAUUUUACAAGUUUAACAAGUAAUUAGAAGCAAAGCAGAAUCGAAUAUGGCUCGGUUUGUGAGUAAGACGUCCCAUGACAACUGCUACCUCAAGAACUCGAUUGUCUACACCGAGGACCACAUUCCCGUGCAGAAGCUCUACUUCAGCAAGGUGCCUCCGGAGGUUGCGUCUUUCUGGCCACGUUGUUUGUCCUCUGUGUGCCUGGCUAACCCACUGUCGAGCCCUUUUGCAGCUGAACCAAAGCAUUCUUGAGCAUCACUUCCGGAUCUAUGUGCGCGUGCUGCGUUUGCAGAUCUUCAAGCCCCGGAUUUUUCCGCGCAAUGGACGCAAGGACGUCCAGAGGACUGGCUUCGUCCACUACGCGCAGAAACUAGACGCAGCCAAGGCCCUACACAGCCACAUCCACCAUGUGAACGGGCACAGGUUCCUUGUGCAGGCCAGUUACAGCUGGCACCAGCCGGACGCCUAUGGAACACCCCGUGAUCCGGCGGUGAGGUUUCCCAACACGGAGCCCCCGCCGCAGCCAGCCAUCAUGGGCCUUAACGACCUCUGCCUGGAGCAUGUGCUGCAGUACCUCGAGUUGGAGGACCAGAUUCACUUCGCCAGAAGCUGCCUGCGCUUCAGGGGCGUCUACCAAUUGGCCAUCGCCAGGCGUCACAAGACGAUGCGCCUGACCCAGUUCAAGGGCAUGACCGUCUGGGACAUGCGCGACUUCUUCAGGCUGUCCUGUUGCCAUGUUCAACAUUUGGCAGACUUUCAAGGCGCUUCCCCAGCUAAAGGAGCUCAGCAUUAAGAAUGCAUUCACCAUU